This is a messenger RNA of Prorocentrum cordatum, 1267 nucleotides long. The record is from the annotation of a GenBank genome assembly. NCBI's taxonomy places the organism in Eukaryota, Dinophyceae, Prorocentrales, Prorocentraceae.
AGCCAUUUGUGCUCGAGCUGCUUCGGCUCAAGUCGCGCCUUGCCACGAUCCCGUGGCGGCAUGCGCGGGGCGCUUUCUUGACACUUCCUGACCAUGAGCGGCAUGGAGAUGCCGUUAGUCGAUGCCCCUGCCCAGCAGGGCAUGCAGGUGAGCAACUUCGAGGCAUGGUCAGCAGACGAUGUUGCCGAGUAUUUUUCACAGCGCGGGUAUCAGCAGUACAAGGCGUUGUUCGUGAAGCACGACCUCACUGGGCAGCGCGUGAUUCUGUUGACGCCGCCUGAUAUCGAGAAGAUGGGCAUUGAGAUCAUUGGUCACCGCCUUGGCAUACAAAAGGAGCUUCGUUCGCUGAAGAGUGCUGCGCGAGCUGUAGUACGCAAUAAAGUCAUUGCCCAAGAGGAGGAGGCAUUCGACGGCUCAUGCGUGAAGCGAUAUUUACAAACAUGUUGCGGCCUCUUCCCUCUCGAGAGAGACGUGUAUGUCCUUACCACGACCACCCUGAAGAUCAAGGACUACGAGGUGGCGAGGUGCUUCAGGACGAAGUGUCCGUGCAUGGGUGGAUCGUGGUCCAAUGACGCCGUGCCUUUGCAAAAGAUCCUCGGGGUGGAGACGCUGAUGUCCACGCAAGGAAUGGCAUGUUUUCUUGAGCACAAGUGUACCAUUUUGCUUGCGGUGAGCGCUGGGACUGGGGCCGAGACAGAGGAGUCCAGGGUCGAGCAGAAGGUGCUGUUCGUCGAGGGUGACCGCGGAGAGUCGUUCGCGAAUCGGAUCCGUAACCAGAUCGAGGAGUACAAGGUGUUUUCCCAUGGCGACGCUGACGUGGCAUGAGGCUGGCACCGUGGCGCGAGUGAGCCGCUUGUCUUGCUCGGUGUCCAGUUGCACCGCCUCGCGUUCCCGCCACUGCGCCGGGGGAAUCUUCGCAGCAACGGUGUGAUUUGGCACAUGAAUGGGGAGGGGUUGGGCAUGAGCAGUCUCGCUUCGGAUAGCUGUGUCCUCCUCCGCGCCCUCUCUCAGUGCCCAAACCUGCUCCUCGGCCGCCUGCCUCCUUCUGCCUCCGCCUCUUCGUCUCUACCUCCUCAUCCUACUCGCACCCGCACCAGCCGAUGCGUUUUCCAUGUAGCGUUGGCGAGCGCCCGCAUGGCGCUUCUCGCUGGUCGUAAUCCAGUGCUGUUGCGGCAGCCAAAAGGUUCUCCUCAUCCUCUCCCCUGAGUGGCUGGAGACCUGCUACGAGAACGACAUUGUCUACUCCACCGCGGAGUUCCCGCUCGGA